CAACCUUCUCUUGUCUCGCGGCUCUACACCAUAUAAGAAACCCAGAGGGCAACCUUUAGCCGAAAGGAUGUCUAAGCUUACAGCCCUUUUCACCGUAGCCCUUCUCCUCAGCUUUACGCUUACUUAUGCUGCUCGUCCCCGGCCGGUGCCAGUCUUAUCCGAUGAACCUCUGGAUGUCAAGGCAGAUGAGGCUGCGGUUGUUGAGAGCUGUGAAGGACUAGGGGUAGAGGCAUGCUUGGCGAGAAGGACACUCGCAGCUCAAGCGGAUUAUAUCUACACGCAGAAGCAGAAUCCAUGAGCUAGCUAUAGUGCAAUUGUAAAAUCAAUAAAGAUGGAAGUUGAAGUACAUCUAUUUGUGAUGAUAUAUUAAGAAAUAUAUCCUACUUCCUGCUAUUUGUAUUACAGUCUCAAAAUUUUACUUCAUUGUGUUUACUUUUCUCUGUAUCAACUCUGUUACGAGGAAUUAAUUCAUUACCAGAAUCAGAAUUAGUAUAUAAAUCAAAUUUAUAUUUUAGCA
Molecule: messenger RNA, 517 nt
Organism: Populus nigra (black poplar)
Lineage: Eukaryota; Viridiplantae; Streptophyta; Magnoliopsida; Malpighiales; Salicaceae
Product: phytosulfokines 3-like
Exons: 2
Coding region: 68-298 (76 amino acids)
Biological process (GO): cell population proliferation
Cellular component (GO): extracellular region
Molecular function (GO): growth factor activity
Source: RefSeq, a predicted model, not a curated record